Euleptes europaea (tarantolino) is the source of this 747-nucleotide messenger RNA. It is a transcript of the gene TPI1, whose product is annotated as triosephosphate isomerase 1. Gene Ontology annotation, cellular component: cytosol. The record is from RefSeq and is a predicted model, not a curated record. The transcript is spliced from 7 exons. Gene Ontology annotation, molecular function: triose-phosphate isomerase activity. Bases 1 to 747 code for a protein of 248 amino acids. Lineage: Eukaryota; Metazoa; Chordata; Lepidosauria; Squamata; Sphaerodactylidae. Gene Ontology annotation, biological process: glycerol catabolic process; gluconeogenesis; glyceraldehyde-3-phosphate biosynthetic process.
AUGGCCCCCAGGAAGUUCUUCGUGGGCGGGAACUGGAAGAUGAACGGCGACAAGAAGAGCCUCGGGGAGCUCAUCCAGACCCUCAACGGGGCCAAAGUCCCCGCCGACACCGAGGUGGUUUGUGGAGCCCCUUCCAUCUACCUUGACUUCGCCCGCCAGAAGCUCGAUGCCAAGAUCGGGUUGGCUGCCCAGAAUUGUUACAAGCUGCAAAAGGGGGCUUUCACGGGAGAGAUCAGCCCGGCCAUGAUCAAGGAUGUCGGAGUCACCUGGGUGAUCCUGGGACAUUCAGAGAGGAGGCAUGUCUUUGGGGAGUCAGAUGAGCUUAUCGGGCAGAAGGUGGCCCACGCCUUGGCCGAGGGGCUCAGCGUGAUUGCCUGCAUCGGGGAGAAGCUGGACGAGAGAGAAGCGGGCAUCACGGAGAAGGUGGUGUUCCAGCAGACCAAGGUUAUUGCCGAUAACGUCAAAGACUGGAGCAAAGUGGUUCUCGCUUAUGAGCCAGUUUGGGCUAUCGGGACCGGCAAAACGGCUUCUCCCCAACAGGCCCAAGAGGUACAUGAGAAGCUCAGGGGCUGGCUGAAGAGCAACGUGUCCGAGGCCGUGGCACAGUCCACCCGCAUCAUCUACGGAGGUUCGGUCACCGGCGGCACCUGCAAAGAGCUAGCGUCUCAGGGCGACGUGGACGGCUUCCUUGUGGGUGGGGCCUCCCUCAAGCCGGAAUUCGUCGAAAUCAUCAACGCAAAACACUGA